AUGCCAAAGGACGCCCCUAGAGUGCGGGCUCAUGGGAAGUCAUCACCCCAAGAGCUAGAGAAGCGUGCAGCAGCACCACCAGCGCCAGCAAAGAAUGGCAAGAACAAUGAAAAGAAAGACAAGAAGGCGAAGAAAGACAAGAAGGAGAAGAGGGACAAGAACCUUGAAGAUGAGGCGACGCAGAAGAAGAACGAGAAGAAUCCUGGGAAAGGAGUUGGUGAGAAGAAAAAGGCGAAGAGGAAGGUUACUUUUGCGGACGAUGAAGAAGGGAAAGCUUCAGAGAGCAAGAAGAAAAAGACAGAUAAGGCAAGCAAGGAGGAGAAGACAAAGAAAGAGGAAGGAGGCAAGCGGAAAAAGAAGGAAGACGCAGAGGCAAAGGAAUCAAAAACGUCCAAGAUGGAAAGUGAGGAGCAGGGAAAGAAAACCAAGAAGCAGAAGAAGGCGGAAAGUGCUGCCAAGAAGAAGGAAGAAAAGGAAGUUGAAGCGGCGUCGCAGGCAGACAAGAAGGGGGUAAAAGAGAAGAAGGCAAAAGCCAAGCCAGAGGAGAAGGUGGCGAAGGAGAAGAAGAAAGAGAAGCCAGGGGAGGAGGAGGUAGCAGAGCAGAAGAAGAAAGAGAAGAAACAGAAGCCAGAGGAGGAGAAGCACAAGACGGCUGAAGCAACAAAGGCUGGCAUGGACUUGGUCGAUUAUCUCACUCAGCAGUCGGAGGAGCAAAUCGACCAACAGGUUGAAGAUCACGUGAAAGAGCUUCAGGCGCAGUAUGAGAAAGCCAUGGAGGAACAGGACAAAGCGUUUCAGGAAGCAUUGAAAGAGACAGAAGAAGCUCAAGCUGAAAAGGAAAACGAAUCCAAGGGCGGUUCUAAAACGGACUGCGAUGAUUCAGAAGAGGAGGAGGGAAAAGAUGAAGAAGAGGAGGAGGAAAAAGAAGAGGAUGAGGAUACUGAAGGGGAGGAGGAUGAGGCAGAAGAAGAGGAAGGAGAAUCCGAAGAUGAAGACGAGGAAGAUGAGGGCUCGUCAUCGGAUACUGAAAGCUCCAGCGAUGAAGAGAAUGAAGAAGAAGAAGAAGAGGACAAAGCAGGAGGUGAGAAGGAUGAGAAGAUUAAGGGGAUCUUGAAAACGGCAAGGACAGCUGAAGAUCUGGCAAAGCUGGUGGUAGAUGGCAAAGCCAACAGCGUGACCCACAAGAAGCAGUGGGACACGUUUUCUCGCCAGAUCUUAGACCGGAAAAAGUUUCCGGCGAGUCUGGCAAGCCAUGUCUUGAAGGGGAGAACUGAUGUCUUCAAUGCUUGGUUGCAAUGCAGCCAAGACUGGUCGAAGGUGGAGCUGGCCUACACGCGCAAGUCUUCUGACAUCAGGGAGGUCAAGCGUGGUAGGGGGGGCUUGAAAAAGAGAGACAUCUUGCUGAAGUACCCCUCACCAAAGGGCGAAGACCUUUGCAAGAGACUGCGGGAACGCGGUCUGUGGGAAUGGGACGAAGACUUCCCUCAAGACGAGGAGGAGCCUCAAGAGUUUCGAACAACAUGGACCAUGGAACAUGAGAUCUACUAUCUUUGUGGGCAUGGAAGCGAGGUCACCGCCAAGUCAAAAGUCGAAGAGUCAGUGGCAGCCAAGAUCAAGGACAAAGCGCCAGAAGAAGAGGUCUUUUUGGCACUCACUGGAGAAAGUGGACCUUUGGCUGCCGGCGCAUUGCCAUCCAUCGGCAAUGUUUCAGCUGAGGGUGAAAAGGCUAUCUACCAAUCUCUUUGUGGGGAAGUGGCAAAGCCGAAGACAGCACCAAAACCAAAAAAGACAGAGGGAGAAGCAACAGAGGUCAAGCCUGCUACCCCACAAGAGCAAGCACAAGCUAGUUUACAAGAAGUGUUCAAACAAGCGACUGAGGCCAGAAAGCAUGCCCUGCAGCUAAAGCAGUUCAGCUACUCUGGCGAGCUUGUUGAGCAGCUCAUGGGAUUUUCCACCGCUAUGGAAACCAUUUUUGAGAAGGUGACAGAGCUUCAAAACAAGAAUGUGGUGGAGGACAAACCCUACAUCGAACAGAACCAGUUGAUCGCAGCAAAGUUGGCAUGGUACAAGAGCGCUGAGGCGGCUGCAAAAAGCUUGCAGAGUGGCCUCAAACCAAAGAAGGGCAAGAAGUCCAAGGAAAAGGAGGACGGCAAAGGUCGACCUGAGAAAGCCGUUGCCGAUGGCAAGAAGUGA
Durusdinium trenchii is the source of this 2193-nucleotide messenger RNA. The record is from the annotation of a GenBank genome assembly. Lineage: Eukaryota; Dinophyceae; Suessiales; Symbiodiniaceae.